UCAAGAUGGCGGCGUUAAGGAAGCGAGGUGCGGGUACUUCUUCGCCUUUUCAAGACUCAAAGGAAGGCAUUGGUGAUUCUUCUUCAGUUGACGCAGAUUCAAAGAAGAUCACUUCCACAAGAUGGAUAUUCUUCUUCAUUUUAUUAUUUUAUGCAUGUUCUCUCUACACCGGUUUUAAAGCAACGCGCGCGGUUCCCGCGCCCAAAAAAACAGCAGAGAGCGAUGGAAGUGAAUUUGUGGAAGAAACAGCUCGGCGGCAUCUUGAAGCAAUAACAUCGUUUGGUCCACGACCUGCUGGGAGCUACGCAAACGAAGUUCAAGCAGUGAAUUUCAUCGUUGGAGUUUUACAAGAAAUUAAAGAAACUGCAAGAGAAGAUGUGAUCAUUGAAAUUGACAUCCAAAAGCCUUCUGGCAGUUUCGAUCUAGGAUUCAUAGCCGGAUUUACAAGCGUUUACCGUGAAGUUACAAAUAUUUUGGUUAGAAUAACGAUGAAAAAAAAUUACCCUCCGAAAAAUACGGUUCUCGUCAACGGCCAUUUUGAUAGCGUUCCUGGGUCACCCGGUGCAAGCGACGAUGCUGUUAGUUGCGCUGUGAUGUUAGAAAUCUUGAGAUGCCUUGCCGAGACUCAGAACUUUGAUUUUGACCACGGUGUUGUGUUCAAUUUUAAUGGAGCAGAGGAGAAUGUAUUGCAAGCAAGCCACGGAUUUAUCACGCAACACAAAUGGGUUGAUACAAUCAGAGCUUUUGUGAAUCUGGAGGCAGCAGGAGCAGGUACAAUGUUAAAGGGGGGUAUAAGGAGGUGAAAAAAAAUUCGGCAAAAUAGACGGAGUGGGCAUAGUGCGGAAGUGAGGAGGAGAUAAGCUAAAUUUAGAGGAGGCACUUCUCCUGCCAGUUAUCCUCUCUGCAACUCACUAUGUGCGCUUUCGGUGCACGAGAAGAGGGCGGAAAUUUCUUAUGCUCUGAUGCCUUUAAAUCUUGAGACCCAUGGUGCAUACAAGACAGGAAGAGAUUCGGGACGAAUUAUAGAGAAAGCACUUCGUAUGGUGCACACAAGAAAAGAAGAGAUACAUGUUGGGGAGAGAUCACUUUCUAUGCUACACUGUCUCCCUUAUAAUACCCUGGAAGCCCCCGGAUAGUCCAGGCACCCAACCUCCAUUUAGCAGUGCAGUUGUUAACAGGUCUUUUUUGGGGGAAGGAGGUCUUGCUUCUCUCCCUGGAGUUAUCUUUUCGGUUCUAGAUUUUUGUCCCCUUUUGAUCAUCCUGUCACCUUGGAACCAGGCUUUCCCACUAUACACGCUCAGUGUUACAUAAUACAUCACUAACCUGCAGUGAAGGCUGCUUUGUUUUUUACAACACUUCCUUUUUAUGUAGCCUUUACGAAAGCAACAUUAAUUUUGGUACAUGUAUCUAUUAAUCUUAACUGUUCGGUUGUUACUCAAUCAAAAGGUGGACGGGAAAUAGUUUUCCAGGCAGGGCCUGAUCACCUCUGGUUGAUAAAAACAUAUGCUGAAGUGGCACCUCAUCCAUGUGCACAAGCUCUGGGUCAAGAUUUGUUUCAGAGUGGAAUAAUUCCUAGUGAUACUGACUUUAGGAUCUACAGGGACUUUGGACAAAUACCUGGCAAGUAUAAAAAAAAAAUAGUUGAUCUUUAAACAAUGGAUCUCUACCAUAGUUUCCUUGGCAACAGUUCAGUCUGGAGUCACGCAAUGCUCCCUAUCCUAUGGGAGCAGGAAGAUUGCGUGACUCUGGCCCCUGUGGCUGCGAAGGAGACUUUCUCUAUCCCUGAAAGAAAGAGAUUGAAAAAGCAUAAGCCUCAAGUUGACUUUUUAAAAAAAACCUACACAAUGUACCUUUUAGCUUGAUAUGAGUGCAUGAUUUUACAGUUUUGCAAAAAAAAAAAAGGCUUGUUAGAGAUUAGAGAAGACAACAGAUCCUUUGUAUUUUACUUGAAGUUUUUUAGCUUAUAUUUUCAUGAAGUAACAUUAAAUUUUUUCUUGUUUGAAUGACUAGGAGUGGACCUUGCUUACACUGCAAAUGGUCACGUUUACCACACAAAUUAUGACACUCCUGCUGCAGUCACACCUGGCUCCAUUCAGCGUGCUGGGGAUAACAUUCUAGCACUUAUAAAAGGCAUUGUUAACUCGCCGUAUCUGGCUGAUCCUGGAGAGUAUCGUCAUGGUGCAGUGGUGUUCUUUGACUUUCUUGGCAUCAUCAUGGUGCAUUAUCCUGAGAGAAUUAGCCUUGUGAUAAAUGUUUUAACUGCUUUUGUGGUAGUUCUUUGUCUGAUCAGAAAGUUCCUGGGAUUUCCUGGAAAGAAAGAUGUAAAGAAGGGUAAGAAGAUGUUUAGUACAGUGUACAUGUGUGAGCACUAUCACUUUCUGUUAAAUUCAGAAAACUGCCAGAAAUACAAUGUAUCUCUGGAAUUGUUAUUACUGUAUGUUGCAAACCCAAUCAAAGCCUUGUGGGAGAUAUUGAAGGAAUUCUGCAGUCAAGCCAAAUUGUUUUGUCUCUAUACUAGAGACCACAGCAGCUGGAGGAAACUUUGUGUCACCUACUACUUGGCAGAUGACUUAAGUUGUGAUGACGAUGGCAACGAUAAUGUAUAAGAUGGCCUGUUAAUAAUCGUUGAUUGUUGUAUAUUUUUCAGGUCAAAUAGCUCAACAGUCAUCUUUGUCUUCUCUUCUCUUUUCAAUGUUGGUUUUACUGUUGUCGUGGCUGGUUGGCAUAGCAACACCUGUUGUCUUAUCCUUAUUACUUACAUAUGCUGGGCAAUCAAUGACGUGGUAUUGCCAUCCUUACCUUCUUUUGCCACUAUAUGCUGCUCCCUCUCUGCUCGGCAUUGGUUUAGUCCACGUUGCAGCUAGGAGAAGACUUCUGACAAAGGUGUGAGUCUUACAGUAUAUAUGUAUAUUCAUAAAUAGGAAAUUAUUUCCAGGUAGCAUUCAUCAUAUCCUUCUUGAACAAAAGCAGCUUAAAGCAAAAAAAAAAUAGAAAAAGAUCCUUAUAAGGACACUUUGAUACAGGCAUGAACAAAAUCUGGAUUGGACUGGACUGGAUCAACCAACAGAAGGUUAGGGGUAAGGGUUUGUAUGAGGGUUGAUCCAAUCUAGUCCAAUCUAGGUCUUUGUCUAUGGUCCUUAUAUGGACACUGUAGCCUGUUCCAGGCGUUCAGAUGGUGGGGAGUGAGUUAAAUUGUGCACGGCGAGAGCAAAAGGAAAACGAGGGCAGACUAGGGUGAGAGUGAGGGAAGGCGGCCUAUGAACAUUCUAAACAAAGGGUCAUUCCGUUAUACUGUAUUCCAGUAUACCCUCUUAUUGGUCGAUUAUGACACCUUCUGUUAACAUUUGAGUGCUGGUAAUGUUACCUUCCCUUUUUUGCCCUGGUUUCCCUGUAUUUUUCCCCUCAUCAAUUUUUGCACCCUUGCCAUACUAUCUGAACACCUGGAACAGUUCCCUUACUAUUAAAGUACCUGUUUACAUGGAGGUUGGGGAGCCCAGGUAAGUGAGGUCAGGUGGGGUAACCCGCCUGCCCAUAUAAGCUUUCAUUUUCAUUUCAUCGCGUUUACGUGAUAGGUGGGGUGACCCACUGUGGAUUACCUCACCUACCUGAGCUGGGGUCCCCCACCUCCAUGUACAGAGGUUCUAAUAAUCUUUCUGUGACAUGUGCUGUUUUAAUAGAAAUUGGCUCUUUGUAGUGAAACCAUUAAUUUGUUGAGAUCAUUUUAUUUUUUAAAAAAUUUUUAGAGUAAAGCUGAAUAUGAGAAAGAAAAACCAGCGACAGUCUCCUGGGAUGAAAGAAAAUCCAGCUGCCUUUCAGCAAGGGAAACAGAAGUGUUUUAUGCAGUGCUUCUACUGUGGACAAUAAUCCUGUUAGUGAUGUCCUUCUAUCGUUUGGCCUCGGCUUACAUACUAUUAAUUCUAGUGAUCUUUCCAUUGAUAGUACGGGUUCUAAUUUUCGACAACUUCAUUGCAGCGAAAAUAGCCAAUCAGAACUUCAUAGAAAAAUCUGUACUAAUUAACAUAAUAGCUUCACUAAUACCUGUGAAAUUUUGUGCUUACUUAUUAAUCUGUGGGUUUGAUGUCCUUUUGCCAAUCAUGAGCCGUUCAGGGACUGACACGCCACCAGAUUUGUUCAUUGCUGUUCUGUGUGCUUCUGCAGUUGUCACAUUGACUUCGUAUAUGGUGAGUAUUUAUCUAGUAAAAUCCAACUAGCUGGUCAAAAAUAUCGAGACAAAACAACUUUAGCUGGUUAAAGCUAGACUUAAUGAAUCAUUUUUUUGCCACCAAAAAGCCAGCACUUUCGCUACUCGUGGGGUAUAACAUAUAGCCUAGUAGUAGCUCAACCAAUCAGAAUGCAGCAUUGAUAAUAGACCACUAGUUGGAUUUUACUCAUUUGGAUUAGUUAGUGCCAAAGGCACAAGCUUUGAGGGCGCAAGAGGCAUGCUCCCUGAUAAAACUUUAAAAUUUAGAGCCUCUGAAAUGACGGCCUGAGACAAUUUUGUCAAAUUUUUAUCACCAUCCUGGUAGUUUUCUACACAAGAAAUUUUUGUUUGCUUUUUAGCACAAAGAUAAGAAUUACUUUUGUAAAAUGAAAAAAUUCAUGGUGAAUUAUUUUUGGUGGGAAUUUAGCCCACCCAAUGAUAGCUGUCAAUCUGCAGUCCCCAGAAAGUACUUUUUGAGGACCUAAUUAACUUCAGUGGCAGGCACACGUCCAAGUUUAAGAAACUUUAUUCACACAUGCACAGCUUACCUGCAAAUUGAACCCUUUAUUGUUGCAAAACCACAAAAGUUAGAACUCCAAGUCUCCCUCUUGCGACUUCAUCACUCGCUUGGCCGCUGUGUUAUUAGAAUGAUGUUGCUUUAAAUACUCUUCUUGCUCACCCCAACUGUUAUUUCCAUCCUUUUUUUUAGGUUAGCACUGUGUAUGUCAUGGGCGACCUGAAACUUCCUGCGCUAUUCCUCUUCCUUGUCUCAACACUUGCAAUUGUAAUAUCUCUUUUGGGACUUUCAUUUCCUUACUCAGCUGUCAAUCAAUGUCCUAAAAGGGUUUUCUUUCAGGUAAGCAUGCUAAGAAAAUGGUGCAAACCUCCAUACAGUGGUGUCCAGGCCUUGAGACCCAUGGGUCGUGAUUUAGUCAAGACCCUUGUGGCCCUGUUGCUUGAUCCACUUGGGUACUAUAUACACUGUUAAUUAUAGCCCAGUGUGAGAAAGGCGUCAGCAAAACUGGGAUUGGACUGGACUGGAUCAACCCCUGUAACUCACUAAAUGACAAAAGGUAAGGGAUAGAGUUGCUGGGAAUGAACAGAUGCAGUCCAAUCCAGGUUUUGCCAACGGCCAUGUGAGAAUAACAUUCUUUGCCCCAGGUAUAGUAAAAUGUAUGGAACAGGAUCCUGCAAUUUAUUAAAAAUGGCUGGUUCCGUAAGCAGGCAAGAUCAGUCGAAUCCCUUAAUAAUCUUUUUGGCUCCUGGAGUGGGCAAGAUAGGCUGGUUUUGUGUGCUUGGGAUUUCCGUCUUUGUCCUGCUAGGAAAGAUUUUGUUUUGUCUUGAAAUCACAAGUCUGCCUCGCUAUUAUUUUAUUGUUAAAAAGGUUUAAUAAGUUAAUUCAACGCUACUUUCUUCUAUAAUGGCCUUACAACCGUAACUUUGCUUUUGCCAUAGCAUACAUCAAGAGAAUUUUACAACAAUGAGGGGGAUACUGUUCUGCAAGACUCAGGUGUAUGGACCACUCCUCUAGAUUAUUUAGGAAUCAAGCCAUUUUCUGAUGUACCCAUGUUUAGAAAUGCCUCACUGGCACCACAGUAUGGAGUCUAUGGAGGCUUUCCUUAUUACUUACCUUUGAGGCAGUUAAUGAGGUAUGUUUCUUUGUGAUAGUGACGUAUUACCCACCAGCGUUCAAAUGUCAGGGGUCUUGAAAACAAAGACCCCUAAUACCCCUAACAAAGACCGCUAAGUCCUUCUAAAAACCCUCAACAAAUGGCUCUGAACUUCAUUGAUUAGUAUAAGGUUAGGAAACUGAGUGAAUCAGGUUCCAUUUAUUAAAAGUCAUUAUACUGGACAAACUGACCUGAAAGUUGAUUAACUCAGUUUCCUAACCCUAAUCAAUAAAGUUCAGAGUCAUUCGGUGGGGGUUCUUAAGGAGUCUUAGCGCUCUUUGUUUUCAAGACACCCUUCAAAUUAAUGUCUGUUUAAAACUUCACAUAGAGCGACCCUGCUUUCUUACAAAUGUAAUUGAAACGUAUAAUUUUGUUGAUCACAAUAUUGUGAAUCUUUCUUGAGAUGAUCAAUUCCCAGGUACUGCAUCCAAGUUCAAAGAGAGACAUAUUAAUAUACAGUAUACAUGUAGUGUUGGUGUGCGUGUUUCAUACACUCAUUAACCUAUCGUUUGAUGUCUUUUAAUGACAUCUCUGCUGCUGUUAUAACCUGGGAGCAAGCUCUCUUUCAGCUAUCCCUUUGCUUGACUAAGGAGGCUGGGAAUAGAGCGGAGAGAAAGCUUGCUCCCAGUCAAUUGCCAUGAUCAUUACUUCUAAGCAAAAUAGAAAUUUCCCACAUUCUGCUCCAGUGAGCUCUUAAUUGAGCCUGAGAAAACAGCCGACAUUCUGUGAAGCCAUCACUGGUUUCGUUGCGAAAUGAUGUCUGAGGAAUGAGUUUAGAAAUUCCAUACUGAUGAUUUGUCAUUACCUAGAUCUGGGUAGCAUAUAUAAAUAUAACUGUUUGAGUUGGUACCCUUGUUCACAAGAAUGUGCCAGCAGUCUCUUUCAUGGUUUUUUUUUCUUCACAUUUUUAUUUGUUGCAUUCUUUUAUUAAAAUAACUGAAAUAAAGCUUUAAAACUUAACUUGGCCUUUCCUUCUCCAUAGAAACUCUUGGUAUAUUCCUGGCCCUCCACCAAAAGUCACAACAUCACAACUAGCAGUAACACUUUUAGCAAGAGAACGGCAUGAUAAAAUAUACAGCUUUAAAUUCUCAAUAUCAGGUCUGUAAAUCAUGGUAGUAAAUAUCUCAAGUUUGUUGGUUUUAAACCAUAAAGCUCUAGUCUCAACUUUGAUUGUUUCUGAUUAAUUUAAAUUUUAAACUAACUUUUUAAUAAUCUAACACUUACAAAUUUAAGUUAAGUUGUAACAAUGUAAACAUGCAACAUAAAGGAUAUUCUGCUGUCUUCAAAGAUGGCAACCACAGUUUCGCUAACUUCACUUCCUUGUAACCUUGGAUGUAGUGAAGUCGUCAAAAUAUCUAAUAAACUUCUCAUUAACUGUCUUUGGACCAUGUGGUGUAUAUUCAUCUCCAACAAAAUACAAAACAAUAAUUGAUUGGACUCAUCAUGAUUUAUUAAAUAACUUCUUUUGUUUAUUUCAAAAUAGGUCCUGAUCACAUGACUGUGUAUCUGUCUCCCUCGAGUGGUGUGAAUUUGCUGUCUUCAUCUCUAGGAACUCUUUAUCCCAUUGAAGAUGAAAAUGGGGGAGACCGAGUUACGUACUUCAUUUACUACUCUCACGGAACUGAUGUUGGACCAUGGGAGUUCUCUCUUGAGUUGAUAGUAUGUCUGUUACUGUGGUUACACUUAUGACACAAGGAUAUGAACAAGCAAAAUAUCCAGAUACAGUGGCAUGUUGAUCAUUGGCCUGAGGGUGUUAGUCUGGGAAGGGAAGUGGGGAGGGGAAAAGGAUGGCAGUCCACCGCUCAGCUUGCUUUGCUCGCCGAUUUUUUAAUGCUGUAGGUUUCACUACAUUUUUUGCUAUUUUUUCCCCACAGGGGAGUUUGGUCCCAGGCUAGUUGAUCACUAGUGCCCAUUGUCCUGACAAAGAUGCAAAGAUGCUGCUUGCAUUUGCAUAGGUUUAAUUAAGGCUAAAAUAAGUAAAAAUUUUACAUGGAUGAAACUCAAGAUUAUUUUUCUCAUACUAUCCUGCCAUUGCAGCAGAUUGAACUAUGUUUUGGACCCAGGGAUUGUCCUUUACUUCUAAUUAAAAAUUAACCCAUUUUGCUACUUUCAUUCAGGUUGAAAAUGGAAAACAGAACCAAAAAUCACCCUCAUUUCAUGCCCCUUAAAAUUUUACCUGGCACUUUGAAAUCUUAGUGGCAGCCCUGUAUUACUACAAUGGUGACAGACCGGGAGACCGGGUGUACACCUCUAUAAAAGUGACGGGAGUGCUCAUCAGAAAAUUUUGAGAACACCAAAAAAGUGCACCAGAAUCUUGCUUUAUGGGCGUGUCCCAAAUUCAUUCCCACCCCUACGAGGUACCAAUUCAACAAUAAUAUAUAACUGUCACUGCAAAUUUUAAUAGAAAUAAAGAUAACUUUUGAAACACUUUCUUCUCAAGGCCUUUUUGAAAGUAUUGUCAAAAAUGUUUAUCCUAAUCUGUCAUUUUAGGUUUUAGCACCCUAAGCAGUACCAAUCCACAAAUUUAAACUCCUCCAAGGUACGACAAGCACCCGCGUCACUUCUAUAGGGGAGUACACAUAGCAGUUUUCACAGGAUACAAAAUCUGCCAAAGUUAUUUGCUACCAACAGGAGCACAAUAUUUAUUUUAUGUAUUUAUUUUUCAGACAGAACAAGAACUGCCUGCUAAAAGCAGCCUGAUGGAUUUUGCAGUUGCUGCUCAAUACAUUCAUGGCAAAGACUCAUCUUCACCAGUUCUCAGGGAAGUCAAGAAGGCUAUCCCUGACUGGAUUUUUGCUAACACUUGGGUAGUCACAUACAAGAGCUGGUCUUUCACUUUGUAAACAUUGUCACAGUCUCUAAAUAAAGGGCAUAAUUUGGCCUUACUUAUGCUUUAGAUUCCAAGUGUUAAGAGGUCUUGAUCUCCUUACACUUUUGACGCAACAAAUACAAAACUGUAGGAU
Messenger RNA from Porites lobata, 8834 nucleotides. The record is from the annotation of a GenBank genome assembly. Lineage: Eukaryota; Metazoa; Cnidaria; Anthozoa; Scleractinia; Poritidae.